UUUGGAAAACAUAGUAAGUAGAAACUGUCAUCGUUUGCUGCGAAGAACUCCAUUUGUUGUGAAGAUCUCGAACAAUUCGUUUCGUUUCAGAGUGAUAAAAAUCCUACAGAUUCAUUUAACUUUUAGUUGUUGAAACGCGAAAUCUCUUUAGAGAGAGGAAGCAUUGUUUUGUUUUGUUGCAGAGUAGAAUGGGAGCUGAUUCGAAGUCGAAGGGAGGAUGGUGCGGGUGGUUCAUUGUGUUAGUGGUUGUGCUUGUCAUCGCCGGCGCCGUGGCACUUACUGUAGUAAAGAAAACUCAUCAUUCAAAGGGAGGCGCCGCUGCUCCCGUUCCUGGGCCUCCCGGCGCCAUUACCCAGAAAUACGCGGACGCACUUAAACUCGCCGUCCAAUUCUUGGAUGUACAAAAAUCUGGUAAGUUGGUUAAUAACCCGAUAUCUUGGAGAGGGGAUUCGGCUCUAGCAGAUGGGAAAGCAGUGAGUCUUGAUCUGUCAAAAGGAAUGUACGAUGCUGGUGAUCACAUGAAAUUUGGUUUUCCUAUGGCUUUCACUGCAUCUGUGUUGUCAUGGGCCAUCCUUGAAUAUGGAGAUCAGAUGAGCGUAGUCAAGCAGCUGGAACCUGCUCAAGAGUCGCUUAAACGGAUAACUGAUUACCUGAUCAAUGCCCAUCCUUCUGACAAUGUGCUUUAUAUUCAGGUCGGUGAUCCUCAACUAGACCAUAAGUGUUGGGAGAGACCUGAAAACAUGUCCGAGAAGAGGCCUCUUACUCAGGUGAAUACAUCUUCUCCAGGGGCAGAUGUUGCGGCAGAAACUGCAGCUGCUAUGGCAGCAGCUUCUCUGGUGUUCAAGACUACUGACUCCACGUAUUCAGGAUCGCUUCUUAAGCAUGCCAAACAACUAUUCACUUUUGCAGAUACUUACAGAGUUUCUUAUAGUGCCAGCAUCCCUGAAGUUCAGACAUACUACAAUUCUACAGGAUAUGAAGAUGAGCUCCUGUGGGCUGCUAGCUGGCUCUAUCAUGCCACUGGGGACAAGUCGUACCUCGAAUAUGUCACUGUACAAAAUGGAAAAGCUUUUGCAGAUUGGGGAAAUCCAACAUGGUUUAGCUGGGAUAACAAGCUCGCAGGAACUCAGGUUCUUUUGUCUAGGAUAAACUUAUUUGGUGCAAAAGCGGCCUCAAAUGCACAGAACAGUGGCCUCCAGAUGUACCGAAAGACAGCUGAGGCUGUUAUGUGUGGCCUCCUGCCAAGUUCCCCAACAGCCACAAAAAGCAGAACAGAUGGUGGUCUCAUAUGGGUCAGUCAAUGGAAUUCUCUGCAGCAUCCUGUUGCUUCUGCAUUCCUAGCUGUUCUUUACAGUGAUUACAUGCUCACAUCCCAGACUGCAACUUUCAGUUGUAAUGGGGAUUCCUUCUCUCCAGAAGAUCUCCGCAAAUUUGCCACUUCCCAGGCUGAUUAUGUAUUGGGAAACAAUCCAAUGAAAAUGAGCUAUCUUGUUGGGUAUGGAAGUAAGUAUCCACAAUAUGUGCAUCACAGGGGAGCUUCAAUUCCGGUAGAUGCAAAUACUGGCUGCGAUGAUGGCUUCAAGUGGCUAAACUCAACUGAUCCCAAUCCAAAUGUUGCUAUUGGAGGACUUGUGGGUGGACCCUUCCUUAAUGAGACCUUUAUCGAUUCCCGGAACAACUCCAUGCAAACGGAACCAACUACUUACAACAGUGCUGUUGUCAUUGGCCUCCUAUCUGGUUUGGUCACCACCUCCUCUGUGGUCUCAUCUUUCACUUAAAUUAGAUCAUCUAGCUGUGGUCCCUAUUUGUUGUAUAAUAUGUUCUCUUAUAUUUUUGUUGGCUGCCUCAUUCAGUGGCUUUUCAUGUGCAAUAGAUCUCAUGUAAUGAUAGAGCUUGUGUCAAUUAUUGAUUAUACGUUUACGCCUUUACUUUCA
This is a messenger RNA of Telopea speciosissima, 1934 nucleotides long. RefSeq names its product endoglucanase 24. Lineage: Eukaryota; Viridiplantae; Streptophyta; Magnoliopsida; Proteales; Proteaceae. The transcript has 6 exons. Gene Ontology annotation, molecular function: hydrolase activity, hydrolyzing O-glycosyl compounds. The coding region runs from base 189 to 1778 and encodes 529 amino acids. The record is from RefSeq and is a predicted model, not a curated record. Gene Ontology annotation, biological process: carbohydrate metabolic process.